Molecule: messenger RNA, 2256 nt
Organism: Anthostomella pinea
Lineage: Eukaryota; Fungi; Ascomycota; Sordariomycetes; Xylariales; Xylariaceae
Source: the annotation of a GenBank genome assembly
AUGGCUAGCUUUCUGAAUAAGUGGAAGCCGGGCUCUGCGGCUACCGCCAGUCCUGGCAAAGAUGCGCAGAAAAAGAAGGAUGAGCCCAUUCCAGAUACCACUCCUUUAGAAAAGAUGCUCCAGAGUGCUGGGGCCCUUCGACAAGAUGGGAGCGACAAGUUCUUUGGCAUGGAAAAUUUUGGCAACACCUGCUAUUGCAACUCGAUCGUCCAAGCACUCUACUACACCGUCGCAUUCCGAGAACAAGUGCUAGAUUUCCCGCCGCUAUCACCAUCAGAUACCCCUAAUGGCAAUCGACCCAGGGUGAACGUCCAGAUAAGAGCACCAAACACAUAUGGCAGCGCACAGGCGGAUGCGGACAGCAAGAAGAGCCUCACCACGUCAGAAGCCCUCGCGAAGAGGAAACAGAUCAACUCGGGUCAAGCACCGCCGAAUCAACCCGUCCGUCCGGAAGAUAAACCCGACACGCCAGAAUACAAGAAGAAGCAAGCCAUGCUAAAAGGGCCCAUCUUGGAGCUGGCCCAGGAAAAUAACGACGCCUAUGAGAUGGACGAGUGCACGUUCACUGCAUUAAGAGACAUAUUCGUAACGUUGGUUGAGAGCAAUGUUCGCACAGGUGUUCUCAGUCCGCAACGAUUCUUGGAGAUCUUCAAGCGCGACAACGAGUUGUUUCGAACCUCGAUGCACCAGGACGCUCACGAGUUUUAUGGGCUGGUCUUAAACGAUGUUAUCUCCAACGUCGAGAACAGUGCCCAACGGCUGUUGAAUCGUGAGGUAGCCCGCACUGAUGACGCUCUCGCAGACUCGCUCAGAACUGCAUUAGGGGCGACGGCUAAGAGCACAGCAAAUGGGACAAACUCUCCAGGGACAGGCUGGGUUCAUGAUAUAUUUGAGGGUGUCUUAACAUCUGAAACGAAAUGCCUAACCUGCGAGACGGCUUCCCAACGAGAUGAGACGUUUUUGGAUUUGUCCAUCGAUUUAGAAGAACAUGCAUCGGUCACCUCUUGCCUCCGAAAGUUCUCGGCAGAAGAGAUGCUUUGUGAGAGGAACAAAUUCCACUGCGAUCAUUGCGGUGGGCUGCAAGAAGCGGAGAAGCGAAUGAAGAUCAAGCGGUUACCCAAGGUGUUGGCAUUGCACCUGAAGCGUUUCAAGUACACGGAAGACUUCAGUCGUUUACAAAAGCUCUUCCAUCGUGUGGUAUACCCCUAUCACCUGAGGAUGUUCAAUACGACCGAAGAUGCCGCCGACCCUGACCGGAUAUACGAGCUAUAUGCCGUUGUUAUUCAUAUCGGUGGUAACGCCUACCACGGGCACUACGUCUCAGUCAUCAAGACAGAGGAUCGGGGAUGGCUCUUGUUCGACGAUGAAAUGGUUGAGCCCGUCGACAAGCAUUACGUUCGCAACUUCUUCGGAGACAAACCCGGCAUGGCCUGCGCGUAUGUGUUGUUUUAUCAGGAGACAACCUUCGAAAAGGUACGGGCCGAGCAGGAUGAAGAGGGAUUGGAGGAAGUAAGGCUAGCAAGUGAAAAGGCAGGCGUUGCGCAAGAGAAUCGUCAACCGAACGGGAAUGUCUCUGGAAUAUCUAGACAGGUCACGCUACCAGGUCGGCCACCCGAUGAACCAGAAGGGUUUGUCAACCUGGAUCAUGCUGCGACAGCACCCGACAUGGUGGGCGAUCCAACGAAUCCUCUACCAGUAGCACCAAAUCAACUUGAUGGUGCGAUUCCCGCACCACGGCUGGGGUCGAACACUGUCAAGGCGGAGCCCAAGUCGAAGGAUGAGAAGAAAGAGGCAAAAGCCCAAGAAAAGGCACGCAAGUUGGCGGAGAAGGAAGAGCUCAAAGCUAAGGAGAAGCAACGAAAAGAGGCAGGGGCUCGGUUGCGUGAUGCCCGGAGGACAGAGCAAGAGGAUUUGAAGAAAGCCUUGGAGGCAAGCAAGCACGACAACAACAACAACAACAACAACAACAACAACAACAACAACAACAACAAUAACAAUAACGAUGACGAGGUCCAUCAAGAGGAAGAGGCGGAUGUUGUUCCGUCGCUCAGUCGAUCGCAUAGGGGCAGCAAAUCGAUGUCAAGAAGGAGCUUUGGGUUUCUCAGCAAGUCGAAGAGAGACAGCACCGAUGUUUUUGACGAUGGUCAGAAUGGUGAGAGCUCAUCCCACGCUCAGGAUAAGCCCGAACAGUUCAGACUCCGGAAGAGUCUCAGCUUUGGCAUUGGGCGCAAAAAGAGCCAAAAAGUUCUCUCGUGA